CAGGAACACAAACUCCAAAUUACUUCACCAACAAGUCAAAAAGCUCUCUCUCUUCCUUCACCAACAAAUCAGAAGAUUGAUCCUUACUUACCAAACAAAAAUUCGAAACCAAUGGAUCAGACUAACAGAUCAUUUCACCAACAAGACAACACCGAAGCUAUGUUGUGCGAGAGAGUAGAGAAGACGAACGUGGCUGUGGCGGCAGAUCCGUUGAACUGGGGUGCUGCGGCGGAGCAGAUGAAAGGGAGCCAUUUGGAUGAGGUGAAGAGGAUGGUUGAGGAGUACCGUAGGCCUUUGGUCAAUCUCGGAGGAGAGACGCUGACGAUCGGACAAGUGGCGGCGAUCUCCAACGUUGGCGGUGGGGUUAAGGUUGAGCUAGCGGAGGCUUCGAGAGCUGGCGUGAAAGCUAGCAGUGACUGGGUUAUGGAAAGUAUGGGCAAAGGUACUGAUAGUUACGGUGUCACCACCGGGUUUGGAGCUACCUCUCACCGGAGAACUAAAAACGGUGCCGCAUUGCAGACGGAACUCAUCAGAUUUUUGAACGCCGGAAUAUUCGGGAACACGAAGGACACAUGCCACACGCUACCGGAAUCCGCCACAAGAGCCGCCAUGCUCGUCCGAGUCAACACACUCCUCCAAGGAUACUCCGGGAUCCGAUUCGAAAUCCUCGAAGCGAUCACCAGCCUCCUCAACCACAACAUCUCUCCAUCUCUCCCCCUCCGUGGAACCAUAACCGCCUCCGGCGAUCUCGUCCCCCUCUCCUACAUCGCAGGUCUCCUCACCGGCCGUCCCAACUCCAAAGCCACCGGUCCCAACGGUGAAUCCCUAACCGCCGAGGAAGCUUUCAAAAAAGCCGGAAUCACUUCCGGAUUCUUCGAUCUCCAGCCUAAGGAAGGCCUCGCGCUCGUCAACGGCACGGCGGUUGGUUCCGGCAUGGCGUCGAUGGUUCUAUUCGAAGCGAAUGUUCAGUCGGUUUUAGCGGAGGUUUUAUCGGCGAUCUUCGCGGAGGUGAUGAGCGGGAAGCCGGAGUUCACCGAUCAUUUGACUCACAGGCUCAAACAUCACCCCGGACAAAUCGAAGCGGCGGCGAUCAUGGAGCAUAUCCUCGAUGGGAGCUCGUAUAUGAAGUUAGCUCAAAAGCUUCACGAGAUGGAUCCGUUGCAGAAACCUAAACAAGACCGUUACGCACUACGCACGUCUCCUCAAUGGCUUGGUCCUCAGAUAGAGGUGAUCCGUUACGCGACGAAAUCGAUCGAACGUGAGAUUAACUCCGUUAAUGAUAAUCCGUUGAUCGACGUUUCUAGGAACAAAGCCAUUCACGGUGGUAACUUCCAGGGGACACCAAUCGGAGUUUCGAUGGACAACACGCGUUUGGCGGUUGCAGCGAUUGGGAAGCUCAUGUUUGCUCAAUUCUCAGAGCUGGUUAACGAUUUCUACAACAAUGGUUUACCUUCAAACUUAACAGCUUCUAACAAUCCAAGCUUGGAUUACGGGUUCAAAGGAGCAGAGAUAGCUAUGGCUUCUUACUGCUCUGAGCUUCAGUACUUAGCGAAUCCAGUUACUACUCAUGUUCAAUCAGCUGAACAGCAUAACCAAGAUGUUAACUCAUUAGGACUCAUCUCGUCUCGUAAGACUUCAGAAGCUGUUGACAUUCUCAAGCUGAUGUCUACGACUUUCCUUGUUGCUAUAUGUCAAGCUGUUGACUUGAGGCAUCUUGAGGAGAAUCUGAGACAGACUGUGAAGAACACUGUUUCUCAAGUGGCGAAGAAAGUGUUGAUCACUGGAGUCAACGGGGAGACUCAUCCCUCACGUUUCUGUGAGAAAGACUUGCUUAAGGUGGUUGAUCGUGAGCAAGUGUUCACCUACGUUGAUGACCCCUGUAGCGCUACUUACCCUUUGAUGCAGAAGCUAAGACAAGUCAUUGUUGAUCACGCUUUAGCCAACGGUGAGAGUGAGAAGAAUGCAGAGACUUCAAUCUUUCAAAAGAUUGGAGCUUUUGAGGAGGAGCUAAAGAUGGUUCUUCCUAAGGCAGUUGAUGCGGCUAGAGAGGCUUACGGUAAUGGAAGCUCGAUGAUUCCGAACAGGAUUACGGAGUGUCGGUCUUAUCCAUUGUAUAAGUUCGUGAGGGAGGAGCUUGGAACGAAGUUGUUGACCGGAGAAAAGGUUGUGUCCCCGGGAGAGGAGUUUGAUAAGGUGUUCACUGCAAUGUGUGAAGGUAAGAUUAUUGAUCCAUUGAUGGAUUGUCUCAAGGAAUGGAACGGAGCUCCGAUUCCGAUAUGCUAA
Messenger RNA from Eruca vesicaria subsp. sativa (arugula), 2283 nucleotides. The record is from the annotation of a GenBank genome assembly. NCBI's taxonomy places the organism in Eukaryota, Viridiplantae, Streptophyta, Magnoliopsida, Brassicales, Brassicaceae.